Molecule: messenger RNA, 780 nt
Organism: Eimeria acervulina
Lineage: Eukaryota; Apicomplexa; Conoidasida; Eucoccidiorida; Eimeriidae
Product: proteasome subunit alpha type 3, putative
Exons: 4
Coding region: 1-780 (259 amino acids)
Biological process (GO): ubiquitin-dependent protein catabolic process
Cellular component (GO): proteasome core complex, alpha-subunit complex; nucleus; proteasome core complex
Source: RefSeq, a predicted model, not a curated record
AUGGCGGGUUUAGGAUCAGGCUAUGAUCUUUCUGUCUCCACUUUCUCACCCGAUGGACGGGUAUUUCAGGUGGAGUAUGCAGCUAAAGCCGUAGAUAAUGCAGCACUUUGUGUUGCUGCUGCAUGCAAAGGAGGCGUUGCUUUUGCUGUAGAGAAGCCAAAGGGCUCUGUUAUGCUUGCACAAGGUUCCAAUAGAAGGAUAUACCCCGUCACUAAAGAUAUAGGUUUGGUGGUAGCGGGUUUAUCAGCUGACGGUCGCCAACUAUGGCACAGAGCUCGAGAAGAAGCUCAAUCGUAUUUAAAGCAUUACGGGGUGUCUAUACCCUUGGGUGUUUUAGCUGAAAGAAUAGCUUUAUUUAUGCAUGCAUUUACUCUCUACUGGCAUGUUAGGCCUUUUGGUGCAACUUGUAUAUUAGGAGGCCUCCAGAAAGAUCCCUUAACAGGAUAUCAAGAGCUUAAAGGAGAGAUAUAUUCUAUUGACCCAAGUGGCUGCAGCUCUCGAUAUCUGGGAACAGCAGCAGGAAGAAAUAGACCAGCAGCAAAGACAGAGUUAGAGAAGUUAUCUUUAUCUUCUUUAAGCCCCCAAGAGCUUGGAGAAGAGUUGAUCCGUAUAUUAAUGGUGUUACAAGAAGAAAGACAAACAGAAGAUAAAGUAGAGUUUGAGGUUAGCUCCCUCAGUAUUAAAGAAGGAGAGCCUGUCUACGAGUUGUGGGUACCUGAUAGAGUUGCUGCUGCUGUUAAUAAAGCUAAAGAUGCUAUUGAAGCAAUGGAAAGCGAUUAA